AUGGCUCAUAGGCUGGCGCACACAGCGUCUACGGGAGGCAAGCGGCACUUGGAACGCGAUGCCAGGUUUGCGCGAUUGAGGGCAGAGCAUAUCGACUACUUCCGAUCGGCCCUGGGAUCGUCCGAUGUCCUGGAUGGGACCACACUUGAGGGCUCUUUGGAGCUCACAGGCUUCAAUGAAGACUGGAUGGGGAGGUACAAAGGUAAUUCUCAACUGGUACUGAGACCUCGCGACACCUCUCAAGUCAGUCAGAUUUUGGCAUAUUGCAACGACAACAACCUCGCAGUUGUGCCCCAAGGAGGGAACACUGGUUUGGUGGGUGGUAGCGUCCCUGUAUUUGACGAGAUCAUCAUCUCGCUCUCGAAUAUGAAACGCAUACGAGACUUCAAUCAGGUCAGUGGGGUAUUAACCGUGGAUGCUGGAGUUGUCUUGGAAACCGCGGAUUUGUACCUUGCCGAGCGACAGCACAUUUUUCCACUAGAUUUAGGUGCGAAAGGCUCCUGCCAUGUCGGAGGAAACAUCUCUACAAAUGCGGGCGGCCUUCGAUUGUUGCGUUACGGUUCUCUGCACGGAAAUGUCUUGGGUAUCGAGGCUGUACUCCCGAAUGGCACGGUUGUGAACGAUCUUUCGGGGCUACGGAAGAACAACACUGGCUAUGACCUCAAACAUCUGUUCAUCGGUGGCGAAGGUACCCUCGGAAUAGUGACUGGUGUGUCCCUGGUCUGCCCUCCGAAGCCGAAAGCGGUGAAUGUUGCCUUCUUCGGCUUACCUACGUAUGACCACGUUCAGUCCGCGUUUCAAGAGGCUAAGCUACGUCUUGGAGAGGUGCUGUCGGCCUUCGAGAUGAUGGACAGUCACAGUCAGGACUAUGUCCACCGAGCCACUCAAUUCAAGCGACCCCUGGAAACACAACAUGAUUUCUACUGUCUAGUGGAGACGAGUGGGAGCAUUGCUAAUCACGACUAUGAAAAGCUUGAAGGAUUCCUCGACCACGUAAUGACUGAGGGCAUCGUAUCCGAUGGAGUCGUUGCUCAGGACGUCUCUCAGGUCAAAGCUUUGUGGCACUGGCGCGAAGGCAUUGCGGAAGCUCUGAGCAAGGCCGGCGGCACCUACAAAUACGACUUGUCCAUCCCCCACAAGGAUCUCUACCAGGUUGUGAAAGCCACGGAGGCAGAGCUGGUGGCAUCUAAUCUAUUGGGCGCCACUGAUGAUUUUCCGGUAGAGAGCGUACUCGGCUAUGGUCAUAUGGGUGACAUGAACAUUCAUCUGAAUGUCGUCGUCAGGCGGUAUAGCGACUCCGUCCAAAACUGUCUUGAGCCAUGGAUCUACGCUUGGACUCAGCAGCAUAAUGGCAGUAUCAGCGCCGAGCACGGUUUGGGACUCGCCAAAAAGCCAUACGUGGGUUACAGUAAAGAUGCGGUGAUGCUGGAUUUGAUGACUCAAGUCAAGAAGCUCUUUGACCCCAAAGGUAUCAUGAACCCUUACAAAUUUAUUUAG
Molecule: messenger RNA, 1497 nt
Organism: Exophiala oligosperma
Lineage: Eukaryota; Fungi; Ascomycota; Eurotiomycetes; Chaetothyriales; Herpotrichiellaceae
Exons: 1
Coding region: 1-1497 (498 amino acids)
Cellular component (GO): mitochondrion
Molecular function (GO): FAD binding; catalytic activity
Source: RefSeq, a predicted model, not a curated record